Oncorhynchus kisutch (coho salmon) is the source of this 560-nucleotide messenger RNA. Its product is annotated as protein Wnt-5b. The transcript has a single exon. Gene Ontology annotation, biological process: canonical Wnt signaling pathway; multicellular organism development; cell fate commitment. Gene Ontology annotation, molecular function: cytokine activity; frizzled binding. The annotation marks the transcript as partial. The record is from RefSeq and is a predicted model, not a curated record. NCBI's taxonomy places the organism in Eukaryota, Metazoa, Chordata, Actinopteri, Salmoniformes, Salmonidae. Gene Ontology annotation, cellular component: extracellular region.
UCGGUGUAUAACCUGGCCAACGUGGCGUGUAAGUGUCAUGGCGUGUCCGGCUCCUGUAGCCUGAAGACCUGCUGGCUCCAGCUGGCAGACUUCCGUCGCGUCGGAGAGUUCCUGAAGGAGAAGUACGACAGCGCCGCCGCCAUGCGCAUCGGACGCAAAGGGAAACUGGAGCAGGUAGAUAAACGCUUCAACGUCCCGACCCCCGAGGAUCUGGUCUACACCGACCAGAGCCCAGACUACUGUCUGAAGAACGACACCACCGGCUCCAUGGGAACCCUGGGGAGACUCUGUAACAAGACGUCAGAGGGGAUGGAUGGCUGUGAACUCAUGUGUUGUGGGAGAGGAUACGACCAGUUCAAGACCUAUAAGCAUGAGAGAUGUCACUGCAAGUUCCACUGGUGUUGUUAUGUCAAGUGUAAGAGGUGCACUUCACUGGUGGAUCAGUUUGUCUGCAAGUAGCGAAGGAAGAGAGGGAGUCUGGACGAUGGGGAAGGGAGGGAGUCUGGACGAUGGGGAAGGGAGGGAGUCUGGACGAUGGGGAAGGGAGGGGGUCUGGACGA